AUGGCGAAAGUUAGCCAUCUACCAAUGCGGCGCUAUCCCUCCGACCAGUCAGCAGCCGUCAAUGUAGAUCCAAUCAAUUUCUACCCACCAGCGAACGCGACCCACCAGCGGGUUGCCAAGCCUUCCGACAAGAGCAAGAAAACAUGGGGCCAGCGUCUUAAGCUCAGCAAAGCAUCUCCCGCAGCCGACGAAAAGCAAAACGGUACCACAAACGGUGCCAGCAUCGGGUCCUCCCUCAUCCCGUUCGGUUCCCGUGGGUACACCCUCUCGCAGGACUUUGGAGGCAACGGUCCUGCCUCCCUUUGCUCCUCAACACCUUCGGCCGGAGCCAAUCCUGCGGCGAUCUCCAAUGUGCACCAGCUGGCCGCGAUGAAGUACACGGACACGUGGCUGUAUGGGACGGUGCGCGGAAUGCCACCGCCCCUGGCGAUGUCCCACCAUCCGCACCAUCCGCUUCCGGCAAUGUACUGUCCUCCGCCACCUCCACCCGAGCUGGCCGUCCUCAUUUGCUGCUGCCCGGAGUAUCUGACCGGGACGAAGCGCGAGAUUAAGAAGGCGAGUGUGUGCAAAAAAUGCAAAGGAUCUCGCCUUCCGCUGGCACCGAUCGGUGGUACGGUGCGUUUGACGUCCGGAGCCACUUAUCUGGCACCACCACCGAUACGUUCCAGCGCUGGCACGGUCAAGCUGGCUUCAAGCUACGGCAAAAAAUCACGCCCGACGAUCCUCGGCAAUGGAAAUCCCGAUCCGUACGAUUUUAUGCGUCGUUCGCGGUUGACGCAACCCUCCGAGGCUGGACCUGGCGCCGGUGGUGGCUCGAAAUCGGUUAAAAGUACGCUGAAAGAGAAGCUUCGAGGUCGGGCCAAGAGUACAAGUCCUUCAAGAGGACGCAGCGGAUCAACCGGAAAGCGUGGCUCGGCUGCUCGGUCGCCAUCGCCGUCGUUAAGCAAGAGCGGAUCUCGAGUUGGUGGUCGAACCACCUCCAAGCAUGACUCCUUCCAGGACUGUUGGGUGGGUGAACCUGACCGAGAUGCGGACUACCUAGCGGAGCCAACGACACCGACGGCACCGAAUCAGACGUCGGGCGGCCGCAAGUCGAUCCUGCGGUGUGACGUGAAUCCUUACGAUCUGAUCUCCCUGAGCGGGCUCGGCACGAACGGGCACGCGGGCAUGUUGAGUGAGUUUUCGCCCACCACCACCGAGGGUGACGAGUUCGAUCUUCACUCGCAAAAGUACGAGAACAUCCUGGACACGCUGUACGCGAACCGGUACAACCCGCCGGCGAGCAGCAUCGCGGCAAUCAAUGGCCAAAGAAUCAAGCUGUUCGAUGAUUCGAGCGCCGGUGCGCCCGUGUACGACGAUGUCGAUGAGUUCGUGUACGAUCCAGUCGAGAUGCCGGGUGUUCCUGAGGGUGAUAGCACUACCCACGCCGGGCCAGAACCGUCGCCCGGCGUAACAUCGACUCCGGAGAGGCCACCACGCGCCAAGAAGCAGGACGCAACCAAAGAAGACGACAGUCGUUCCCUCCCGACGUCACCGAUCUCAGCUGAUCCGGCGGCGGUGGCGCAAAGUGCAAUAAAGUCGAUCCUCAAGCGACCGGUUUCGAUCGAGAAGGAGCGAGCUGUGGUCGAGAAGGACUCGAGCGCGCCCGGGUACGACACGAUCCGGCUCAAUCAGAAGCUGGUGCAACGUCUCGCGAAGCUCACGACAAACCAGGGAACUGCCGAGGAGAGCAACAGCUUUGGGAAGGUUGGUACUGUGAGUGCGCGAAACCUCGCGGAAAAGCGCAAUUCUGGGUCACAGUUUUACUUGCCGACACCAUUUCCGGCCACGUUUCCGGCGGGUUCUGGUGAGGGUUCACCCGAGUCGAUGCAAUCUCCGGCGUCUGUGGUUGGUGGACGGAAGAAGGUGCACUUUUUGGUCGAGAACGAGAUCAUCCAGGACGAUGAUCGGUUGUUCGCGCAGAUGCUCUUCACGGAGGUUACGCCAAUGGUCCAAUCGGAACCGGUCGGAGAAAGUACGGCACUGGAGACACGUGGCACGGAUCAGCAGCAUUCGACUGUUAAUGGGACAGAGCUGGAAAAGCCCAACAAGGAAGAGUCACCAUCGACGAGUCCAUCUCAAAACGGAACCAAGGAGGAGCCUCCGAGCAGAGUGAUCCUGCUCCCGGCACAGCCCACCACUAACGGCACUAAUGAAGAUCGACCCAAACCGAGCGCGGUCGCGACCGUGUUCGUCCAACGGCGGUCCUCUGGCGGUUCCGUUCGACGUAGUUCCAGCGACAGGACCUCGCCCACUACCGAUGGUACCACCGGUGGUUGUGAAGCCCUUUCGUUGACCCCAAGGCGGGAUGCCUUUAACGAUACGAUGGCUUUACGCGCACGAACCACGCGUAUCGACUCACGCACGGCGUUCGAGGACGAAACGGCUUCUUGCACGUCAUCGUCUUCCUCGUCGGAGUCGUCGCUUGGAUCGGUGGCAUCGUUGCUCGUUGCUGGCACGUACGGUGGGAAAGCUCGACCGAAGUUGCCUCCCCCACCACCACCACCACCACCGACCACCAGCAACGGGAAAGUGUCGGCGUCUCCAUCGCCACCCAUUGAGCGAUCACCGACCGGAAGCGUGUAUGAGGAUUUUUGCUUCGGCCUGAUGGCGGGCGUCAGGCGUUCAAGCAGUGAUCGCAGCAGUAGCUCCACUUCGGCCUCAUCCCGUACGGUGGUGCGGGUGGUACCGGGUGUAAGCCCCCCGCCGGCCGGCAGCGUGAGUGGUUCGAUACAUCGACUGGAGAUUCGUCACGCGCCGGAACCGGAACCCGAACACUAUCAGAAGAAAACGUCCAUCCUGAUCACGGGUGACGAUUGCUACUCGACGGUGAACGUGGACGGCGCACGUGAUUCGCCUCUGUACCAGUCCUCGGUGGUAGUGACGGAUGGGAGCGGGAUGUCGUCGACACCUCCAGCUGAGAUCCGCCAGACGGCUUCCAACACGAUCACGAUCAGUGUCAGUUCGCCGACGUCAACGCUCGAAAACCGGAGCAGUAAAGCGGCCAGUCGAUCGCAAUCUAUCCGGGAGUCUGAGAGCGUGGAAACGUUGGAGUCAUCGGAACAAUGUUCAACCGGUGGCACGGUUGUGUCGAUGGGUGGAGAAGAUAGCAGAGUGUCACCGCUAGCGCUCGGGACCUCCAUCAUCCCCAUCGGAGCUCCGAGCUGUGUGAUUGAGACGCCGAAAUCCGGGAGUAACGGCGGCCGUACACUGAUCAAUCUGGAUUUUGGUGAGCAGAAGAGCGCGAAACCUCCGGAGGAUGUCGUGGAACAACGGGCGGAGGAUGCCGUAACGAUCGCACAAGUUCCUAGCGAUGAUAGCCACUCCAAAGAAGCACCGGAAACGCCCGAGUCACGUAGUCAGCAGCAGCCAGCGUUGGCGGUAAAACCGACCAUGAUCGAUCAGCAAACACCGACGCCAGUUGUCCUGCGGCGCACGAUCAAACCCCCAGCGGAGUCGAUUUCCUCGACGUCCUCAAGCCUGCAGGCGAAGGUGUGCCGGAACAGCUUUAUCGCGAAGUUGCUCGAGGAUCCGUCGCUCAGCCAACUGUCGGAAGGGCUGGACUACGAGUUGAUCGCGAAGUUGAUCGAAAGUUCGCUGCUGAGACUGAAGGAGUCCCGCAGCGGGUUGGAUCUGAGCGGCACCAAAGACGCGCACGACGUCUCGAGGCUGAUCGAGCAGUCGUUGUUAAAGAUACAGGAGGAACGUGGCCGAUUGGGCACCAAGUCCGGCUGCGAAGCACCUGACGGGAGUAAGCGUAGCAGCGUCAGUUCGGGGAACAGCUAUGGUUCAGCGGCCGCCUACGAGCUGAUGGAGUUCGAUCAGUCGAUGGCGGACUUGAGCGAUUGCUACCAGAGCUGCAGCAGCGAUCUCACCGUCGAUGAGGAUGCACACUCUUCGCGCAGCAAGUUCUACCAGAUGCUGGUGGAUGCGACACUGUCUGAGAUCGAGAAUGGCGCUGCAAACGAUGAGGACGAUGAGGAUGGUGACGAUCACCAUUAUGAGUCGAUACGGUUGGGUGGUGAUCCGAUCUAUGAGGAGAUCAACGACAUUCCACCGCCGCUACCGCUGACAGCGCCACCCAUCGAUGAUGUCGAUCUUGAGAAGCAGCGAAACGCGCGAUCGAUCUUUGAGGGUGCCUCGAAGUACGACAUCCUGUCGUACCUGGUGGAUGCGAAGGAGCGUGGCAUUGCGCAGGAAGACGGUUCGUAUGGGGGUUUCCAAGGUUUUGGAACCUCGCGAACAUCCAGCGACAUCAUCCUCGAGGAGGAGGAAUCGGAACCGAUCACGGAACUGCGGCAUCACCAGCGUCAGAUCUCGGACAUUAGCAGUCGGUUGAGCCAUCUGUCGGGUAUCAGCGAUUCGAGCGAGGAUACGCCAGCGUCAACGCCGUCGAAUGGCAUCGUCGGUGGUGGACGAUCUUGUAAGGCGUCGGCUGAGAUCGAGCGGAACGACUCUGGUGUUGGAUCGGAGACGAGCAAGACGUCGCGAAGUCGGUGGCAGAAUCCAACCUCUGCAGCUACACUGCUCACGAAGAUCACACCGAUCCACCUGUGCGAGGACUGUGACGGUCCGGUGGAGACCCAAGUAACCGAGUCGGGCGUGAUGUACGCACCGCUCGUGUGCCGCAAGUGCGGGAAAAAGCGCGCCGAACGGAAGGAGAUCAUCACCGAGGUGGUCGAGACGGAGGAGAAGUACGGGCGCGACCUGCAGAUCAUUCUCGAGGAGUUCUACCAACCGAUGCUGGUGGCCGGCCUGCUGAACCAGGAUCAGCUCUCCGCAAUCUUUUUGAACGUGGAAGAACUGCUGGAGAACAACCAGUUCCUGGCCGAGCGGAUGCGCGACGCGCUCGACAUCGCCACCGAGCAGGGUGACGAUGAUCUGCUGACGGUGAACAUCGGUCGGAUCUUCCUGGAGGCGGCCCCGAUGCUGCACGCGUUCGAGAGCUACUGCGUGCGGCAGGGUGCGGCCAGUCUGCUGCUGGCGAACCUCGAGAAGGAGAAGGAACUGCUGCGAAUCUUUCUGCGCGUCUCGCAGAUGGAAAACGCCGUGUUGCGGCGCAUGAAUCUCAACUCGUUCCUGAUGGUCCCGGUACAGCGUGUCACCAAGUACCCGCUGCUGUUGGCACGCCUGUACAAAGUAACACCGGCUCAUCUCGAGGGCAAGGAACUGCUAAAGCAAUCGCAGGAAAAAAUCGAACUGCACCUAAACCACAUGAACCGGGAGGCGAAGGACGUGCCAACGAAGCUGUGGCGACGCAUCUCGUCCUCUAGCCCCGGUCGCCGGUUGUCCUGCGAGCUGGACAUGAUCAACAUCAAGCUCCGCAAGAUGGCGGUCGACGUGCUGGAAUGGAACCACGAGGAAGUCCGGUUCGCGAUCGAGGGCCGGUUGCUGUUCACGCAACCGAACGAUGGCAACUGGAAAAAGAGCCGCACGAUCAAGCUGACCUCGAUCAACGCGCUGCUGGUGACGAACGGGAAGCCCACGGCUAGCUACAAAGCGGACCGAGCCCUGUCGGAAGCGCUCAGCUUUCCACGGCACACCGGCAUCCGCGAGGCGUCCCUGCUGCUGGUGCGCGAAAAGGGUGGCCGGUAUACGCUGCUUCGCGAGCCACUCUUCCUCGAUCGGUGCAUCGUUUGCUCCGAGCACGACUGGGAGGACUAUUUCGAGGUGCAGGAGAUCCUCUCGAAGGAGUCCUUCAUAUUCAAGGCUGAGGACGGCACGAAAACCAAACAGUGGUACGCCCAGCUGCAGUACCACUCGCAGGGCAUGGGCACCUGGCGUAAGCGUCGAAAUGCGCUCGCCAACAUCAUGAUUAAUGGCAUGAUGACACGAACGUAACCCGGAAGCGAACCUCCCACUUGAUAGCCACCCUUCCGGAAGAGCGAAAACCCCGACGUGCCAACCCAUCAAGGACCUGUGUGUGUGUGU
Messenger RNA from Anopheles nili, 5970 nucleotides. RefSeq lists its product as uncharacterized. NCBI's taxonomy places the organism in Eukaryota, Metazoa, Arthropoda, Insecta, Diptera, Culicidae. The record is from RefSeq and is a predicted model, not a curated record. Bases 1 to 5880 code for a protein of 1959 amino acids. The transcript has 6 exons. Gene Ontology annotation, molecular function: guanyl-nucleotide exchange factor activity. Gene Ontology annotation, biological process: positive regulation of Rho protein signal transduction.